AAAAAUAUGAAACCAAAGGAUAUGGAUAUCAACCCAGAAGAGAAAAAAGAUGUAAAAAUCCAAGAAUCAUUAAAGAAAUGGUUAAGGAAUCAAAUUAAUGCAGGAUAUAUUCAGAAAGUUGAGAAAGGUGCAAUAGUCGAGAGAGUGGAAUUUGCCUGUAAUUUAAUACAUGUAGAAAAGAAAGGAAAAACGGAAUUAAGACAUUGUCAGAAUAUGACAAGGGUAAAUGAAUGUACAAUAGAAAGAUCACAAAGAAUAGGAUUUCUCGAAGCACAACUCAAAAAUGCAGUAGGAUAUAAGUAUUAUUCAACCAUGGAUAUAAGGAUGGGAUUUAAUAACCUAGGAAUAAAAAAAGAAGACAUAUAUAAAACAGCAUUUAAAUGUCUAUAUGGAAUAUAUGUACAAUUAGUUAUGGGUUUUGGAUAUAAAGAUGCGCCAACAGAAUUUCAAGAAACAAUGGAAAGAAUAUUCAAGGAAGUAAUAUUUGAAGAUUGGAUAUCAAUAUAUAUGGAUGAUAUACUAGUAAAAACAAACUCAACUAAAGAAAUGUUACAACACUUAGAAAAAGUGUUCCACUAUAUGAAAAAAGGAAAAAUUAAGGCAGAUCCAUCCAAAUGUGAAUUUAUGAAAAAAGAA
Molecule: messenger RNA, 636 nt
Organism: Entrophospora candida
Lineage: Eukaryota; Fungi; Glomeromycota; Glomeromycetes; Entrophosporales; Entrophosporaceae
Source: the annotation of a GenBank genome assembly